Messenger RNA from Bipolaris victoriae FI3, 843 nucleotides. RefSeq lists its product as hypothetical. The coding region runs from base 1 to 843 and encodes 280 amino acids. The record is from RefSeq and is a predicted model, not a curated record. Lineage: Eukaryota; Fungi; Ascomycota; Dothideomycetes; Pleosporales; Pleosporaceae. The transcript has 2 exons.
AUGGCUGAGCCCAUUCCCGCCGAGGAGCAAUCCAACUACGAAACGUUCCGCGACUGCAUGAGCGAGCUGGUCCUCAAAGCGCUCGCCGCGCCGACGGAGAAGCCCAAGCCGAAGAAGAAGCGCCACACGAAGAAGGGGUCAAAGAGUGGGAAGAACGACGAUACGCCGCAAGACAAAGCUUUAGAAACCAGCAAUGCAGAUUCGCAAACCAACGACGCCGAAGACCUAGGCGAGUUUAUCGAAUACCUCGGCGCCCUCAUCUUCCCCAGCCUCCCCGCCUCCCUCCGCACCCUCACCCACACCCUCUUCACAUCCACCCCCUCCCUCGAGGAAACAUACUCGCCGCCUCUCUCCGCCGCAACACGCACCCUCGUCUUGACCAGCAUCCCACCCGUCGCCAUCGACAGCCUAGAAUCCUACGCCCUCCUCCCCCCAUGCUCGGACCAAACCGACCACCACAACCUGCUCACCCCGCUCUUCACAGCCUACAUAACUGCCGUGACGGCGCCGCCACCCAUCUGGUCCAGCACCCGCACCUCGGCCUGCGAAUUAUGCGGCAGAGACUGGGUCCCGCUGACGUACCACCACCUCAUCCCCAAAUCGGCGCAUGCGCGCGUGCUGAAGCGCGGGUGGCAUGCAGAGGAAAGGUUGAAUAGCGUGGCGUGGUUGUGUCGCGCGUGUCAUAGUUUUGUGCAUGGACUUGUGGGGAAUGAGGAGUUGGCGAGGAGUUUUUAUACCGUCGAGUUGAUUGUUGAGGGGGGUGUGCAGGGGGAUGCCGAGGUUAGGGAGAGGGUGGAACGGUGGGUUAAGUGGGUUGGGGGGGUGAGGUGGAAGAGUCGGUGA